Thamnophis sirtalis is the source of this 2368-nucleotide messenger RNA. The record is from RefSeq and is a predicted model, not a curated record. NCBI's taxonomy places the organism in Eukaryota, Metazoa, Chordata, Lepidosauria, Squamata, Natricidae.
GGCAACCCAAUGGAUCCAAUGGUAAUGAAAAGACCUCAGUUGUUUGCAGUCGGCAACAGUCCCCAUGCCCAGUCACAGCCCAGCAGUCCAUAUCCAGGGCAGUCAUAUGGGCCAUCAGGUCCCCAGCGUUUUCCAAUGGCAAUGCAGACCCGAACUCCUGGUUCCAUGGCAGGAAUGCAAUAUCCACAGCAACAGAUGCCAUCUCAGUAUGGUCCACAAGGUGUAACUGGUUACUGCCAACAGCCAUAUUACAACCAGCAACCACAACCUCAGCACCUGCCUCCUCAGACCCAGUACCUCUCCCAGGCCCAGCAAAGGUACCAGACGCAGCAGGAAAUGUCUCAGGAAGGCUAUGGAACUAGGUCUCAACCCCCAGUCACCCAGAACAAACCUAACCAUGAAGAACUGACCUUAAUCCAACAAGAGAGGCCUUCAAGUUUACCAGUUGAAGUUUUAGCCACGGAGGAUGCUUCAUUUGGACUCAAGGAUUUAUCAGGCUCCAUUGAUGACCUGCCUACUGGAACCGAAGCAACAUUGAGUUCAGCCGUUAGCGCAUCAGGUUCUACCAGCAGUCAAGGGGAGCAGAGCAACCCAGCACAAUCACCUUUCUCCCCUCAUGCCUCUCCACAUCUCUCCAGCAUCCCUGGGGGCCCGUCCCCUUCCCCCGUGGGCUCACCAGCUGGAAGCAAUCAGUCAAGGUCUGGUCCUAUUUCUCCUGCAAGUAUUCCAGGUAGCCAGAUGCCAUCACAGACUCCUGGUACCCAAUCAGAAUCUAGCUCCCAUCCUGCCUUGAGCCAAUCCCCAAUGCCCCAGGAUCGAGGUUUUAUGACAAGCAUUCAAAGAAACCCUCAAUUGUCACAAUAUGCAUCUCAGCAGACUGGACCUUCUAUGUCACCCCAUCCUUCACCUGGAGGUCAAAUGCAUUCUGGAAUUGGGAGCUUUCCACAAAGUAAUUCAAGUGGUACUUAUGGAGCUCAGAUGAGCCAGUAUGGGCCACAAGGGAACUACUCCAGACAGUCAACAUACUCUGGAGUGACCAACGCAAGUUACAGUGGACCAGGACCUGGUAUGGGUAUAAACGCCAGCAACCAGAUGCAUGGACAGGGUCCAGGCCAGCCUUGUGGUACCAUUCCCUUGGGACGAAUGCCAUCAACUGUGAUGCAAAGCAGACCGUUUCCUGGAAAUAUGAGCAGUAUGACACCCAGUUCUCCGGGCAUGGCUCAGCAAGGAGGCCCUGGGAUGGGGCCACCCAUGCCAACUGUGAACCGUAAGGCCCAGGAGGCAGCUGCAGCAGUGAUGCAAGCUGCUGCCAACUCCGCCCAGAGCAGGCCACCAUACAUUCGGUCGCCUGCUUAUCCCAGCCAGUCUGGGGCUGGCGGACGCCCCAUGUUUUCUUCACAGCACCCCAACUAUGGCAACGCUCAGGGUCCCAUGAUGCAUCAGCCUGACCAGUACGGGCAAGGCAGUUUUCCUGUCAUCAAUCAGAGUGGCAUUAUGGGAUCCAGCUCUCCAUACACCCAACCAAUGAACAGCAACUCAAGUUUGAUGAACCCUCAAGCUCCUCCUUACAGCAUACCACCUAACAUGGUGAACAGUUCCACAGCACCUAUGGGUCUUGCAGAUUUGAUGACUCAAGCCGAGUCCAAAUUGCCUGUUCCUCUCAAACCGGAUGGAAAAGAAGAAGGACCUCCUCAGCCAGAGAGCAAAAAGGAUAGCUACAGCUCUCAGGGUAUUUCUCAGCCCCCAACCCCAGGCAACCUGCCAGUCCCUUCCCCAAUGUCCCCAAGUUCUGCUAGCAUCUCCUCAUUUCAUGGAGAUGAAAGUGAUAGCAUUGGCAGCCCAGGCUGGCCAAAGACUCCAUCAAGCCCUAAAUCAAGUUCCUCCAACACAACCGGGGAGAAGAUCACCAAAAUGUAUGAGCUGGGAACUGAGCCAGAGCGGAAAGUUUGGGUGGAUCGCUAUCUCAACUUCAUGGAAGAAAGGGGAACACCUGUAGCUGGUCUCCCUGCUGUUGGCAAGAAGCCACUGGAUCUUUUUAGACUCUAUAUUUGUGUUAAGGAGAUUGGUGGGUUAGCCCAGGUUAAUAAAAAUAAGAAGUGGCGUGAGCUGGCUACCAACCUAAACGUUGGCACUUCAAGCAGUGCAGCCAGUUCCUUGAAAAAACAAUAUAUUCAAUACCUCUUUGCCUUUGAAUGCAAGAUUGAACGAGGGGAGGAACCCCCUCCAGAAGUCUUCAGCACUGGAGAUACUAAGAAACAAGCUAAGAUUCAGCCGCCAUCUCCUGAAGGGAGCUGCCAGAAGACCCAGGAAGGAAAAUUAAAGACUAAAGCAGGAGUGUCCAACCUUGGCAACUUUUAAGACUUGUGAA